AGUAUUGUCACCCAGUUGUUGAAUGAAAUUCUUUGACAUGAAGUUACUGAUUGUGACUGUUUUGGCCCUGACAGUAGUCUCAGCGAGGCAUAUUACUCUUGAAGAUGUCAUCGAACUAGAAAAUAACUCUGCAUACAACUAUUUGAAUAAAAUCGCUGUUCCUUUAGCUGAACAGCUCCGUAAGGCUGAAGAAGAAGGCAUACAGGAUCCAUCCAGGAUAGUAGGUGGUCAACUUGCCAGUCUGGGGCAAUUCCCUUAUCAGGCUGGGCUUCUCCUUCAUCUUCCGGGCUUUAGUACUCCACCAUUUUGUGGAGGUAUUCUUGUCAACAAUAGACGGAUCCUCACUGCUGCUCACAACUUAGUGGACGCCGUAUCAUCCGUCACACAGAUCACUGUUGUACUCGGCUCUACUACUAUAUUUACUGGGGGUACCAGACUAACCACCAACAGUUUUGUACUACACGAAAAUUACAACGCAGCAACUAUCAGAAACGAUGUGGCUAUGAUCAACUUACGGUCAGCAGUUUCGACUUCUAGUAUAAUUGCUCCUAUCGCGCUACCUUCUGGAUCUCAGCUGAACGAAAAUUUCGUUGGUGUUACCGCUGUGGCAUCAGGCUUCGGAAGAACUUCUGACAGCGGAGGUGUAGUCGCUAACCAGCGUCUGAGCUUCGUAAACGUGCCAGUGAUUUCAAACGCGGACUGUCGCUCCACGUUCGGUGGAAGCUUGCAGGACUCCAACAUAUGCACGAGUGGUGCUGGCGGUAGGAACAUCUGCACCGGUGACUCCGGUGGUCCACUCGCCGUUAUCAGGAACAACCGACCUUUGUUGGCACGUAUACUUUUCUUAUAUAUAAACAUCGAUAUCACAGAUUUUAUUUUACUUAGCAGUGACAACAUGAAGUUCUCGGCAUUGACUCUGUUGUGUCUAGUAGCGGCUGCCUGCGCGAGGCAUAUCACCCUCGAAGAUGUCAUCGAUUUUGAGCAAAGAACAGCGUAUGGAUACAUUGGAAGAGUCGGAAUUCCGUUAGCUGAGAAGAUCCGCAAAGCUGAGGAGGAAGCUCAACGUAACCCAAGCAGGAUCAUUGGCGGAUCUCACGCUAUUCUUGGACAAUUCCCAUACCAGGUUGGUCUAAUAACAGAAGUACCGAUGGGUAUGUCUGUGGCCAGUGCAGUUCUAGUAUCUCCAACGAGAGUACUCACUGCAGCUCACAACUUGGCUGAUGCUGUAGCAGUCGUGACGAGGAUCAACGUUGUUCUUGGCUCUGUCACGUUAUUCAGUGGUGGCACCCGAGUGGUUAGCAGUGACUUUGUUCUCCAUGAAAAUUACAUAGCAGCUACCAUCAGAAAUGACGUAGCUAUGAUCAACUUACCUUCUGCCGUCACUACUUCAAGUAUCCUCGCUCCAAUCGCUCUGCCAACUGGUGAGCAGCUGAAUGAAGACUUCGCUGGUGACAUAGCUAUUGCAUCUGGUUAUGGCAAAAUUGCAGAUGUUGGGUUCCCGAGUGAAAAUUUGCUCUACGUGGACUUGCCUGUGAUCAGCAAUGAUGAUUGCGCUCAGGUCUUCGGCUCGUUCGUCCAACCUUCUAACGUUUGCACCAGCGGCGCUGGUAACAAGGGCAUCUGCACUGGUGACUCUGGCGGUCCUCUCGCUGUUGUAAGGAACAACAGCCCACUCUUAAUUGGAAUUACUUCAUUCGGGGCCGGCAGUUGCGAAAGCGGAUUUCCCUCAGGAUAUGCACGAGUCACUUACUUCAUGAACUGGAUAAACAGCCACCUGUAAAAUUCAUCAUUAACAUCAGGCCAUAUAUUGACUGUAAAUAAAUAAAUUAAUAAGUAA
Helicoverpa armigera (cotton bollworm) is the source of this 1837-nucleotide messenger RNA. Its product is annotated as transmembrane protease serine 3. NCBI's taxonomy places the organism in Eukaryota, Metazoa, Arthropoda, Insecta, Lepidoptera, Noctuidae. The transcript has 9 exons. The coding region runs from base 23 to 1780 and encodes 585 amino acids. Gene Ontology annotation, biological process: proteolysis. The record is from RefSeq and is a predicted model, not a curated record. Gene Ontology annotation, molecular function: serine-type endopeptidase activity.